UGCUUGAACGCAGAUGGCUGAAGCUGGCGCCCUGGCUCUGGAGGUAACGGGUUACUGACGGAGAGAGGCGCCACCCGGAGGCUCUAGCCUGACAAAUACUUGCUGACCUGGGCUCUGAGCCUGCAGCAGCAAGGGCUCUUCCCUCACGCAAAGCCUACAAAGUCCUGCAAGAGCUCACCCCAGCGUCUCUGCAACCUCACCUUGUACCACUCUUGCUCCAGACGCAAACUCACCUUGCACCACUCUAGCACUGUCUGAGUUCUACAUCUAACUUGUCUGAAUAUAUUCCAACCGCGUUGGUGCCACUCUGCCACCAUGUUCGAGGCGCGCCUGGUCCAGGGCUCCAUCCUGAAGAAGGUGUUGGAGGCACUCAAGGACCUUAUCAACGAGGCCUGCUGGGACAUCAGCUCGAGCGGCGUAAACCUGCAGAGCAUGGACUCGUCCCACGUCUCCUUGGUGCAGCUCACGCUGCGGUCCGAGGGCUUCGACACGUACCGCUGCGACCGCAACCUGGCCAUGGGCGUGAACCUCACCAGUAUGUCCAAAAUACUAAAAUGCGCGGGCAAUGAAGAUAUCAUUACACUAAGGGCUGAAGAUAAUGCGGAUACCUUGGCGCUAGUAUUUGAAGCACCAAACCAGGAGAAGGUUUCAGACUAUGAAAUGAAGUUGAUGGAUUUGGAUGUUGAACAACUUGGAAUUCCUGAACAAGAGUACAGCUGUGUAGUAAAGAUGCCUUCUGGUGAAUUUGCACGUAUAUGCCGAGAUCUCAGCCAUAUUGGAGAUGCUGUCGUAAUUUCCUGUGCAAAAGACGGAGUGAAAUUUUCUGCAAGUGGAGAACUUGGAAAUGGAAACAUUAAAUUGUCACAGACAAGUAAUGUCGAUAAAGAGGAGGAAGCCGUUACCAUAGAGAUGAAUGAACCAGUUCAAUUAACUUUUGCACUGAGGUACCUGAACUUCUUCACAAAAGCCACUCCACUCUCUUCAACAGUGACACUCAGUAUGUCUGCAGAUGUACCCCUUGUUGUAGAGUAUAAAAUUGCUGAUAUGGGACACUUAAAGUACUACUUGGCUCCCAAGAUCGAGGAUGAAGAAGGAUCUUAAUUAAGCAUUCUUAAAAUUCAAGAAAAUAAAACUAAGCUCUUUGAGAACUGCUUCUGAGAUGCCAGCAUAUACUGAAGUCUUUUCUGUCACCAAAUUUGUACCUCUAAGUACAUAUGUAGAUAUUGUUAUCUGUAAAUAACCUAUUUUUUUCUCUAUUCUCUGCAGUUUGUUUAAAGAUCUCUGCAAAGUCAGAUCCAGUCUAAUUAACCUAGAAGUAUUUUUGUCUCUUAAAAAUACUUGUGAUUUUUAUAAUACAAAAGGGUCUUGACUCUAAAUGCAGUUUUAAGAAUUGGUUUUGAAUUUAAAUAAAGUUACUUGAAUUUCAAACAUCA
Messenger RNA from Cebus imitator (Panamanian white-faced capuchin), 1433 nucleotides. RefSeq names its product proliferating cell nuclear antigen (gene PCNA). Gene Ontology annotation, cellular component: PCNA complex. Gene Ontology annotation, biological process: regulation of DNA replication; translesion synthesis; mismatch repair. Lineage: Eukaryota; Metazoa; Chordata; Mammalia; Primates; Cebidae. Bases 316 to 1101 code for a protein of 261 amino acids. The record is from RefSeq and is a predicted model, not a curated record. The transcript has 8 exons. Gene Ontology annotation, molecular function: DNA binding; DNA polymerase processivity factor activity.